AUGACCAAUAAUCUUUUUGAUGACGAUGCCUAUCAAACCCAGAUGGUCGACCGCUGGGACGGAAAUUCAGAUUAUGCCCCCACACCUGGUAAUUUCGCUCGCACGCCCGCCACCGUGUACUCUCUUAGCCCUGCCCCUGAGUGUGCCACGGACCAACUGCAGCCUGAUUAUCUUGACUUUCUCCCGUUGGCUGAAUGGGAAGAAGGUGGCGAAUAUGACGAGCUGCCACCGAGAUAUGUCUCGUACACAAUUGCCUGGAGGCUUAUACUCAACCGCAAAACGGUAGGCAAAGUAACUGAGGAAGACCUGGUUAUAGCUCCUGGCGAUUACUGGGGAAAGAGUUUACAAACAAACGUUGAAAACAUGCUGCAAACAAAAAAGAAGCGUCACCAGCGAGUUCGAUCAGAAGGCACGGCUAUUACAGUCAAAGUGAACGAACGGUCGCAAGCAAAACUGGAAAAGUUUUGUAGUUCUACUAACAUAAACUGGACCCCAGUGGAGAAGCAACUACGUAAAUGGAGCAAUCUACUUCGUAUGGGCAAGAAGCUCACGAUCGAGAUCGCCUUCACUUAUAGGGAGGAUGAUGAUGGCCAUUCCAUGCCUCCGCCAAGAAAAUCCGAAAAGAGAGGACGUGUAUCUGCAACUAGCAGAAUGUUAGCUGAACGUGAGGCGAACAUUGUGGCGGAGGAAGAGGUCACUGGACAACCUUCGACCUGGGAACGCGGUGGCAUCCUAGAUGGUCAUGACGAUAUUCCCGGUGAUAUUCGUCGAGACCUAAUCCUGGAAAGCCAGACAGGAAGAAGUUCGAAAAAAGUUGAUGUGCCAACAACGGGAGUACCAUAUCCUCCAACAAUAGUCAAUGUUUUACCAGCACAAAACGGGAGUGCGCCCGUGAUUACUUCAUCUCUACCCAGGCCCUUAUCUGAGGAGCGGCUGAUGAUUGCCGGGCCUCGUGAAACAGCUGUGAGAGAAUACUGCAAAUGGCCGGAGUCACGUGCCACUGAGGAGGCGUAUAAAGCUGAUUUCCGCAACAUUUGCCAGGUGAUUUUGGAGAAUCAUCUAGAUCUUGAACUGAUCCUCGAGGAUCCAGACUCUGGCUUCUUCGUUCAGCGCGAGAUUCGAAUUGGGACUGCUCGUCGCUUCCUACGUGACAUAAACGCAUGGGCCACUGCGAAGAAUUCAAACGGAUCACUUGACCAGACCGCUGAACUAUCUCCCAGCGGUGCCCAAUUGACUUGA
Messenger RNA from Penicillium argentinense, 1239 nucleotides. RefSeq lists its product as uncharacterized. The coding region runs from base 1 to 1239 and encodes 412 amino acids. NCBI's taxonomy places the organism in Eukaryota, Fungi, Ascomycota, Eurotiomycetes, Eurotiales, Aspergillaceae. The transcript is spliced from 2 exons. The record is from RefSeq and is a predicted model, not a curated record.